Juglans microcarpa x Juglans regia is the source of this 2983-nucleotide messenger RNA. RefSeq names its product putative leucine-rich repeat receptor-like serine/threonine-protein kinase At2g19230. NCBI's taxonomy places the organism in Eukaryota, Viridiplantae, Streptophyta, Magnoliopsida, Fagales, Juglandaceae. Gene Ontology annotation, biological process: protein phosphorylation. The coding region runs from base 1 to 2757 and encodes 918 amino acids. The record is from RefSeq and is a predicted model, not a curated record. The transcript is spliced from 13 exons. Gene Ontology annotation, molecular function: protein kinase activity; ATP binding; protein binding.
AUGGGUACUGGCCGUGCAAUUACAGAAAUGCUUUUGGUUUUGAAAGUGAGCCUGUUUUUUGUUAUAGCGACUGCUGUUCUUGGAGUUGGCAACUCAGAACACGCUGCUGCAAGGAACAUUAAUAUUGGUCAUCAUGGAGGAAGAAAACUUGCUGAAACUCCUAGUCCAGAAUUUAAAGGUUUCAUCAGUAUUGACUGUGGUAGCAAUGUUGAAGAUUACAUUCACCCGACAACGGGUAUUCCUUACACGUCAGAUGAAGGAUUUAUAGAUACUGGAAUAGCUGCAACGGCGUCUCGAUAUUAUGAUGAUCCGGUGAAACAGACAUUGAGAAGUUUUCCUCAAGGAAAAAGGAAUUGUUACACCCUGCGACCUAAUGAAGCCAGAAACAAGAAGUACUUGAUCAGAGCUAGAUUCGCGUAUGGAAAUUAUGAUGGCAAAGACAAGGGCCCAGUAUUUGACCUAUAUCUUGGGGUAAAUAAAUGGAGAACAGUAGACGAUACGAAUGAAACCUACCAUGAGAUAAUUCACGUAGCUUCGACGGAUUACAUAGAUGUUUGUCUUGUGAACAUUGGCCAAGGUGUACCCUUCAUUUCAGCGUUGGAGCUACGGCAUUUGGACUCUUCCAUGUAUCGCAUCGAGAGCGGGGCACUGUUAAAACUUCGGCGAAUUGAUGUUGCCGGAACUGGCAAUUCUAUAAUCAGGUAUCCAGACGAUGCGUAUGAUCGGUACUGGCACGCUUCACAAAAAGAUGAUUGGAUUAAAAUUGCCUCCAACUCGACCAUUUACGCCUCUAGCAGUGGUGAAGCUUAUGGAUUGCCAGUUGAAGUGAUGAAGACUGCUGCCAAAACACAGAACGCGAGCAUUCCCUUAAAAGCUAACUUCACGCUAGAUCCUCUUUCAAAAUAUUAUUGUUACUUUCACUUUGCUGAGGUUGAGAAACUUGAAUCUGGCCAGCAGCGGGAAUUGACAAUUUCUUUGGAUGAUCAACGCAGCUAUCUGACAGAAUCUGUUAUACUUGAUUAUCUAACUCCACGUACAAUAGUCCAAGAUAAUCCGCCAAUUACCGGAGCGCCGAGGUUAUUCUUGUCAAUAAAUGCGGCUCAGGGAACUCAUUUUCCUCCAAUCCUCAACGCCUAUGAGAUUUUCAAGUUGAUAGAGCUACCAAAUGAACCAACUGCCACAGAGGACGGUAUGCCUUCUUCUCUUUUCUAUUUUUCUUGUAUGGAUUAUAAAGCUAUCAUGGAAAUCAAGACACGGUACAACGUGACUAGAAAUUGGCAAGGCGAUCCAUGUGUACCAAGUAAUUACUCAUGGGAUGGUUUAAACUGCACUAACGACAAUCCUCCAAGGAUCAUCUCAUUGAACUUGAGCUCAAGCAAUCUGACAGGGGAUAUCGAUACUUCAUUCUCCAAGCUCGAACUACUGCAGUCCUUGGAUUUGUCAUUUAACAACUUAACUGGGCGACUGCCACAAGUUUUGGAACAGCUACCUAAUUUAAACACUCUGGAUUUAAGAGGGAACAAGUUCACAGGUUCAAUUCCUGAGGCUCUUCUGGAACAGUUUAGGAAUGGAAAAUUAGACCUAAGGGUUGAUGCACAUCCAGAUCUUUGUCUGUACACUCCAUGUAAGGGAAAGAAGAAAAAGGAGUUUGUCAUUCCAGUUCUUGCAUCGUCUAUAACAGCAGUCUUGAUCCUUCUCUUCAUCGUUAGUGCUCUUGCUAUAUAUAGAAGGAAAAGAGGAUCAGACGUGGUUACCAAAUCCAGCAUCAAAUCAAAGAAUCGACAGUAUAGCUACUCUGAGGUUGUCAAGAUAACCAAUAACUUCAAAAACAUCAUUGGCAAAGGAGGAUUUGGAAACGUGUACCUCGGCAAAUUGGAAGAUGAAAUUCAAGUUGCUGUUAAGCUUCUCUCUCCUUCAUCAAACCAAGGGUACAAGGAAUUUAGAGCAGAGGCACAACUCUUAAUGGUAGUUCAUCAUAGAAACUUGGUUACUCUUGUUGGAUACUGUGAUGACGGUGAAAACAAGGCGCUCAUAUACGAGUAUAUGGCUAACGGGAAUCUGCAGCAUCAUUUGUCAGUGACAAACCCAAAUGUCUUAACAUGGAAUGAGCGACUUUGUAUUGCAGUGGACGCAGCACACGGGUUGGAGUAUCUACAUAAUGGUUGCAAGCCACCUAUCAUCCACAGAGAUUUAAAACCGUCCAACAUCCUACUAAACGAAAACAUGCAAGCCAAGAUAGCUGAUUUUGGGCUUUCUAGAGCCUUUGCCACCGAAAGUGAUUCCCAUGUGUCAACUUGCCCAGCUGGCACUUUGGGAUACGUCGAUCCGGAAAUUCCAACAUCUGGGAACUUCAAUAAGAAAAGGGACGUCUAUAGCUUUGGGAUUAUUUUGUUUGAGCUUAUAACCGGUCGCCCUGCAAUAAUAAGAGGUCCUAUGCGAAACAAUCACAUACUUGAUUGGGUUUAUCCUUUGAUUGAAAGGGCAGAUAUUCAAAACAUUGUUGAUCCAAGACUAGAAGGAGAAUUCAACACCACUUCUGCAUGGAAAGUUGUGGAAAUAGCCAUGUCGUGCGCACUGCCGGUUGCAAUCCAAAGGCCAGACAUGAGUCAGGUAUUGGCAGAACUAAAUGAAUGUUUGGCUCAGGUAUUCACUCGUGGAAGAAAUCAAAGGAUGACAACUGAGUGCAGAACUUCAAGCAUGCCACACAACACGUUCCAUUUGGAGCUAGAAUCAGAAAUUGCUCCCUUCGCUAGGUAGUUUCUGAAGAAAACUAUGCUCAAAAGUUCCUUCAAUACAAUAUGACAAGUAAUCUGUAUGAAGACCUUAUUAUAUCCUUGUUCAAUGUGUGUAUCUUUUUUCAAUCGAGUAUGAGACCGAAUACUAUUAUGCAUUUCAACAGCUUUCUAGGUUCUAUAGGACAUAUAAAGUAUAAUGAUUAUUUGUUUGUAUUCUGGAUGUGUCUGAAACACUGUUUGAAAAUCCA